GUGACUGUACUGUACUGCUGUGUUAUGGCUGGAGGAGGGGUAAGGUUAAGGGGAGCAGCAGCAGGCCUGGUCCUCUCUCUGUGUCUGGUGGUGUCCUGCUGGGCCGGUAAACUCCUGGUGAUCCCAGCCGACGGCAGCCAUUGGACGGGCAUGAAGCCAUUGGUGGAGGAGCUGGGUCGCCGCGGUAACCAGGUGGUGGUGGUGAUUCCAGAGGUAAGUGGCUCUCUGGGUCCGUCGGAACACACCAUCACUCUGACCUACCCCGUGCCCUACACCCAGACCCAGCUCCAGACUAUUCAGAGGGCCAACCUGGACACCAUCAUGGCCUCCGACACCUCCAACGACAUCAGCAGGAUGUGGAGUUACUACCAGACCCUGACAGUUCUCAGGAACUACACCCGUAACAACUGUGACAGCCUGCUAGCCAACCAGGACAUGAUGCAGACUCUGAGGGAGCAGGGGUUUGAUGCCAUGCUGACUGACCCCUUUGAGCCAGUGGGCGUGAUUGUAGGAGCACUCCUCUCCCUGCCUGCCAUCUUCAUUCAGAAUGGCCUGCCUUGUGGAACGGACCUCGAGGCCUCCCAGUGCCCCAGCCCCCCCUCCUACACCCCCGGACGCUUUACUCACUUCCCUGAUCACAUGACCCUGAGGCAGAGGAGCGUCAACUUCCUGUGGGCGUUGCUCCGCCCCCUGGCCUGCAGGUACCUGUACUCUGAUGUCAACCCUAACCCAGGGGUACUCAAAUACCAUUUGAGACGGUCCGGUCAGACAAAUGUCCUAGGUGGCAAGGGUCCGGAUGGAUAUUGGCAUUUAUCAGUGUAGUAACAAAUGCCCUCCUUGCAUCCAAUGCGAUCCCAAACUGUUGAAACUGUUCACACCCCUCUUAUUGGCAGAGAAAAAAUUGCAGUUUUAAAGCUAAUUUCCUGCAAUUAUACACAUUAUGCCAUGGAGCGAAGGAAAAGAUCCCGACCGAAUUCCCUCCAUCAAAUUGUAUAUAUUUUUUGUUAGGACCCAUGGUCCAUAUUGACCCAGUUUUGGGUCUGGAUCCAGUCCGCGGUCUGCCUAUUGAGUAUGGCUGCCUUAACCCCUGACCUCAAACCCUUGUCCUGCAGGUACCUGUACUCUGAUGUCAACGUCAUCGCCUCAGAGAUCCUGGGGAGAGAGACCACCAUCCCAGAGCUGAUGAAGAGGGCAUCACUGUGGCUGGAGCGCUACGACUUUACCUUAGAGUUCCCCAGGCCUCUGAUGCCUAAUAUGGUGAUGAUCGGAGGAAUUCACUUUGAAGAGCCAAACGAACUGCCAGAGGUAGCUAUAAGCUAUUGA
Molecule: messenger RNA, 1323 nt
Organism: Coregonus sp. 'balchen'
Lineage: Eukaryota; Metazoa; Chordata; Actinopteri; Salmoniformes; Salmonidae
Source: the annotation of a GenBank genome assembly